AUGUCGGACUCAGAAGAGGACAGUCAAGAUAAGCAACUUAAAAUUGUAGUCAUCGGAGACGGCGCAUCGGGGAAGGUGAGGGAUGAGUUAAUAGUUAGCUAGCAAGCUAGACUUGUUAUUUUGAGUAACGUUAACUGGCUAGCUAGCAACAUAGCUAGGUCGCGGGGGCCAAUUGGGUAAAUUACUGUGCAGUGGAUAACUUUAGCUCAGAAGUAUCUUACAGAAUUGUCAUGCGUAGCUGCGUUUGCUAGACCAACGUUUGGCUAUGCUUGUUAGCUGCUAAACUAGCUAACGUUAGCUCUUCAGCCAGGUAGAACAACCGUGAAACCAAACCACCGAGUUUUGUUCAAACAGGCAGUGUUUUUGUUUUAGCAUAGCUAGCUAUAUCCAAUACUGCUAAUUUAGUUGGUUAGUUAACGUUACCGUCUUAAUUUUGCACAACAGGGGCCAGGGGGAUGUUAAUAGCGUUAGUUCAUGUGGAGCAAACUAACGACAUGGGAACAAAGUCCAGUAAUUGUCAAUGAUGAGAGUUAGCUACUGUCCUCUGAAUUAUCUUCCCAACAGUCAGUGUCAACAGAAGGGACAAUUAGCCUGUGGUGCAUAACAUGUUGCCCGGCCACAGCCUGGUCUCAUAGACCAGACGCAACAUAGUAAACGUAAAUCCGGGACACUUGUUACCUUUGGUAGGCUGGACAAUAGAACGAGUCAAAAUUCACCCAAGGCUGAAAAAACGGAAAUAGAACGUUGGCUAAGCUGGAACACUAGCGCGAGCCCAUAGCAAAUGAAUUGAAUCAAACUUUUGCAGAGCCUAUUUUGACUGGAAUGAAGCUUAGAAUUACAUUUAGCCUAAAUGGCACAAAACAAAUGUAUCCCUUUUCAUAUUACCACUACAAUCUGUUCUUAGUACGAAACUGAAAAAAAUCCAACUUGUGUAGAAAGUAAACAUCUGCACCUCUGAUGUCAACUUUGCUUACGUCUAGUGAUCGAUGACAACCGAGCUCGCUGCCCAGACUUACAUAAUUACAAAGAGGAGAUUCUCUUGAUUUAAAAUGGCGUCCGACUUGAAAAAAUCAAAAUAUACACAUUGAGAGAUAUUUGGCGAAAUAGACCGGCAUGCUUCUCCAUAGGAAAACAAUGGGCGGAGCUCAGGGUCCUGUCAAGUUGCAAAAAGUAUUUUGGGGCUAGCAUUUGAUGACAACCGAGCUCGCUGUCCAGACUUACAUAAUUACAAAGAGGAGUGUCUCAUGAUUAAAAUGGUGCCCGACUUGAAAAAAUCUAAAUAUACACAUUGCGAGAUAUUUUGUGAAAUAGACAGACACACCUAUAUUUCCCCUAUAGAAAACAAUGAGACGACCUCAGAGUUCCAUGGGUAAUUUUUUGUUGUUGUUGACUUUUUAACUACCAGCGUGGGCAGGUCUCAUUGCCAACAAUAGCGAAGCAGGCAUUGUGACGUAGACCAAUGGGCUGGGAAUAGAACGUUCUGAAGGCGAGUUGGUGCCACAGUGCUCAAUAGAACUAAUAGGAGCUGGCAGGGUAAAAACUGCCCUAAACAAAGGCCUGUUUUUUGUUGUUGUGAUUACUUCAAAACUACGACAAGCAGCUAGGACAUAUGGUAAUAUUAUGAAACUGGGCUCCAUGGCGGAUGCAAUGAACACGUUUUUAUCAGAAAAAAACGUUGUUAAAAAUGUAAUGUGUCCAGACUACUUUUGGUAUGGUUACAUAAGACAGAAGGUUACUGAAGGCUGAAAGUGUUGGGUGGGCGUAGGUGUAUAACGUGAACGUCUAGCAACUAGAUAUGGUCAUUUUCACGUUUUCAUAAAUUCUUAGAAUGUUUGGGAAUUACCUUAACUAAGGCAUUUGUGAAAAUCCUAUAGCAAUGUAGAGUGGGAAAGCGGCCGUGCGUUUGGACUAUUAACUGCAGUAAAUAAAAUCUAAUAAAAACAUCUGUCUCGUCCGAGACCGGAGUCUACGCAGACCGUUGUGCCAUAGCCAAUCAGAGCUACAGUAGGCCUUUAUGCAAGCAAGCCAUUUGCCACACUGGCCUGCCAUCAUUCACUUUGAACUGGACUGUGUGUUUACAGGCAGUUGCAACAGUGCGACUUUAGAUCAUUAGAAAGCAUUCGCCAAAAGCCACAAAAUACACCUGAAUGGAUUUCUGCAAAUAUGUAAAUACCACGGGAGUCCUCUUACAUAUGGGAACUUUACAGACAUAUUGAUCAAACAACCAUGAAAGGUAGGCUCUCUCUCCCUCAGUUAUACACAUCAAUAACAACAAGAUCAACAACUAAUGCUAGCCAGAGCAAGAUUAACUAAACUCUAACAAAGGAACAUUAGAUAAACCCUCUCAAACUUUUUCAGCUAGUUACCCAUCAAAAUUGCACCGAUAAAUUAUGGGGAAUUGUAGCCUACAUGUCCUUCUGCAUCUCGCCUGCCAAUGUAUCACAACGUGUUUUUAGCUUGCUACAUAAAUAGAUACACUAGCCUAUUUGCCACGUUGUGACUGACGUGAUCAUUGCCCUUGCUAGUUGGAUUGUAUUGACAUACCCAGCCGUAGUUACAUUCAUCAGUUUUUGUCCAAAAUAUUGAGUAAUUGGAACUGAAACAGUGCAUCCCGAAUGGAGGCAGCAAACAAUGUACCAGUCCAGCUGUGAUUUACAACCUGAUAGCAAUAGUUUUUUUUACCAAGAAAAUUAUUCAUGAAUUAUAUUAAUCAUGCAGUGAACUGCAUCCAUCUAUUCUGCCAACAAUGCCUUAGUGCACGUCAUGGAAUGUUGAGUCAAAUAGAACCUAUUUAUAAAACCUCUUAUAAAGUUUGUUUUGUAGCAUUAUGAUUGUCUGUUUGUUUCAUAUUUGCAAAGUAGUUAAAACGCUGUCAGUUCCACUUUAAGAUUGACUCUCUCAGACAGGAUGAAAACUACUACAUCGACCAUGAUCCAUUGCUAGUUACGGCCACUUUCACCAUGAUCCAUUUAGCCCCAUUCAGCAAUAUGGCUCGCCUCAAAUUCGAAUACUUCCGGCUUCAUGCACUAUCGGGAGGUUUCCAUAGGAAUACGUGGAUGACGUCAGCACAAUCAUUAUCUACUGGUUUUAAUGUCAUGGUCUUAUUCUGGUGACAUGAUGAUCGAUGCUUUGCUGCCAUUUGACAAAUAAAAAUAAUCUUGCUCUUACCUAUAAUAAUCUCACCAUGUACGGUGAAUUCGGAAUAAGUGGGACACUUUUUGCAUUUAUGUCCUCUAACCUUUCUGACAUCUAUCCAACAUAUUAGCACAACACAUGAUACUUUUUCCAAAUUUUGUUACGUUACAGCCUUAUUCUAAGAUUGAUUAAAUUGGAACUCCGGAGCUCUGUUAGAGUGACCAUUGGGUUCUUGGUCACCUCCCUGACCAAGGCCCUUCUCUUCCGAUUGCUCAGUUUGGCCGGGCGGCAAGCUCUAGGAAGAGUCUAGGUGGUUCCAAACUUCUUCCAUUGAAGAAUGAUGGAGGCCACUGUGUUCUUGGGGACCUUCAAUGCUGCAGACAUUUUUUGGUACAUUUCCCCAGAUCUGUGCCUCGACACAAUCCUGUCUCGGAGCUCUACGGACAAUUCCUUCGACCUCAUAACUUGGUUUUUACUCUGACAUGCACUGUCAACUGUGGGACCUUAUAUAGACAGGUGUGUGCCUUUCCAAAUCAUGUCCAAUCAAUUGAAUUUACCACAGGUGGACUCCAAUUAAGUUGUAGAAACAUCUAAAGGAUGAUCAAUGGAAACAGGAUGCACCUGAGCUCAAUUUCAAGUCUCAUAGCAAAGGGUCUGAAUACUUAUGUAAAUAAGGUAUUUCUGUUUAUUUUGCUUUGUCAUUGUGGGGUAUUGGGUGUAAAUUGUUGAGGAUUUGUUUUCAUUUAAUCAAUUUUAGAAUAAGGCUGUAAUGUAACAGUGUGUAAAAAGGGAAGGGGUCUGAAUACAUUCCGAAUGCACUGUAUGCCUCUCUAUUUAAGCGUGGGAAUACUUGGGAACAGAUUUCCAAAAUGUAUAAUCACUGAGCUGAUUUCCUGGUCAAUUUACAGUAUUUUUUUUUCCAACAACGAAAAAAACUAUGAAAAACACUCAAUGGUGUUCCUAAUGAUUUGUUCACUAUAUGCUCCAGUCUUCAAUUGUUCAGAGGGAGAUUGCUAAAGUAAGCACUGUUACUGUGUAACAGAUCUAUAAACUGUUUCAAAGAUAGCAUAGUGGAUUUAAAUCUGUCAUGAAUCCAGUCUUGUAAACCUAUUAAUCGUACCUGACCCUUAAUCCAGGUUGCAUGUGCUGUUGGAGGGAUUUUCUGUCAAACUUUGGACCAUGGUACUCUGGUUGUCUAAUUUUACUAUUGUAGCCAGUGAUUACAGGUAGGCCACACAGGUGUGUGUGUGUGUGUGUGUGUGUGUGUGGACCACACAAUAAAUGAAGUUUCUGUAUUGCCUAGUACAAGGUAGACUCGCAGCCUAUCCUAGGUACAGAGCAUUCGGAAAGUAUUCAGACCCCUUCCCCUUUUCCACAUUUUGUUACGUUACAGCCUUAUUCUAAAAUGGAUUAAAUACAUAUUUUUCCUCAUCAAUCUACACACAAUACCCCAUAAUGACAAAGGGAGAACCGUUUUUUUUUAAAGAACAUUUUGCAUAUACAUAUAUAUAUAUAUAUAUAUAUAUAUAUAUAUAUAUAUAUAUAACAGAUACCUUAUUUACAUAAGUAUUCAGACCCUUUGCUAUCAGACUCAAAAUUGAGCUGAUAGCAAAGGUGCAUCCUGUUUCCAUUGAUCAUCCUUGAGAUGUUUCUACAACUUGAUUGGAGUUCACCUGUGGUAAAUUCAAUUGAUUGGACAUGAUUUGGAAAGGCAGACACCUGUCUACAAUUUAAAACCUGUUCUCACAUAAUUAAUAUUGUAGGUCUAGGUUACAGGGGAAUAAUAUAGUCCUAGGUCUAUUUGCUCACUCAGGUAUACUAUUCAAUGUAGAUAAAAUAGUGUCUAGAAUCUCAAAAUCAGCUUGAUCGUUGAGUAGGGGAAAAAGUUUAUCCUACAUUUUUUAAGUGAACUGUCUCCUUGCCGUAAUCUAUAUUCAGGACUUAGGGUUGUUUUCUCAUUUGACUCCCUGCUGCAGAAGCAGCGCUUUAACAUGACCGUUGUGGCUUUGCAGUCAUGACCGAUUCAUUCAUAUGAACCAGCAGGGGGCAAGUCUCAGUCUGCAGAAAUGGUAUUGACCUCGCUCCAGAUUGCACACAUCUUUAAGACUCAUAUGCUGUUAUUCUUGUUAAAAACCGUCCACAGGCAUUUAUUGUUUUCUUAAUGAGAAACGUUCAGUUCAUGCCUAUGCUCUUCUAUUACGUUUAGAGUAGAACCAACUGUGGUAGAAGUUUAGUGGGAAGAGGCUGGAGAGUUCUGCAGUGAUUAAAUGUUCAGGCGGUGUCUGAAUCAUUGUUAGGCUACUUGCUUGCUGUCAAAACUGAGGACAGUAAUAAAACCAGUCACCAUUCUGGACACACAUAAAAAAAUUAAUCGAAACUUGUAUUCACCUCACCUACAUUUUUUUUACAUUUUAUGCAUAUGCUUUAGACCCAGGCUAGGCUGUUUAUUACCACAAAUAUUUAAUGAGUCUUUCAUUCAUUCUGUUCUUGGUAGAAAUAGGCUUAUAUUUUCCAGACCCAGGCUCUAUAGCCAACUUUGCAGAAUAGCCUACAUGCAUGUGUUAAGUUCAGAUUUAUUAAAAUGUUAAUUUAUGGACAAAUGUUUUGUAUGAGACUGCUUGGUCUACGUGCUCAUAAUGCAGGUAAAUGUACCAACAUUUUUCUCUGCCACAGCACAGACAGGAGGCGGCAAGGCAAAGAGGUUGUCAUGACAACGCUGCAAUGUUUCUUCUUCAGCGCAUCUCUGAAUCCUCAAAUGAUUGUGCGAAUGCGCUGCAGUGAUUUUUAAGGGUUUUUCGGCUUCACUAGCCUCUCUUGAAAGUAAUGUCCCCCCCUCUGAGAGAAAUAACACAAAUGGAGCAGUUAGCCUAUGUAGGCUCAACAAGAAAAAUGAAUGUUCCCAGUCUGAGAAGUCCUUCAGGCGGACAGAGAACACACACAGCUUAGUUUUCAGUAGAAAUGCUACAUUAAUAACCCCCCUCACACUGCUGCCAGGUGUCAGUUCAUCACUGUCUCCAUGACUUACCUGCUUGUCUGUUUUGGGCAGAAAACAUGACCCCUACCCCUAUUUUGAAUGGGCACCAGUGACUGACAUCUUGAAUGCUGUUUCCCCCCUUAUUAAUGUCAAUUUGCUCAGCAAAUUGCAAUCGGAUCAGUUUUUCUUGGACGGCAUCUUGCGGGGUAUUUUCACAUACGGUUGUCCAUUCAGAAAUAUGGGGGGGAGAUGUGUGAAGGCUUGUCCACCACCUGAGGUAGGAGCUGUCAAAAAUAUGGAUGCUCACAGUUUCAUCAGGCCUCACAUGGCAUUACAGAAGCUAAAGGACUUUUAACUCGACAUAUUUGUGUUGUUUGAAAUGUGAUGAAAUAGCAUAGCCUACAUGCAGAGUAGGAAUUGAUCAACUAUCCUAAAUCUAAGAUAUGUAGGCAUACUUGUCAGCAUAUGGUCCCCUUUGAUAUUUUUUGUAUUUAAUUUUUGUAAAAGAAAUUUGGGGGGGUAGAUCAGCUUUAAUAUUGAAGAUAGAUUGUAACUUCCAUCAAUGUAAUUGUCUGCAUCACUUCUAAUCCCCCAUAUGUUUUUUUUUCUUUUUCUCGCAAAUAUAAAUCCUUUUGAAAAAUAUAUUUCCCUUUAUUGGUCCCCUUUGUUGGCUAGAAAGCAGCCUAACUAAGCUAACUAUGCUCAUAUUAAAUAUUAGUGACGUCGCAUCAUGGACAUACUGUGGCUUGCUAUCUCUCUCUCUCUCUCCCCUCCCUUUCUCUCUCUCUCUCUCUUCUCUUCUCUCCCCUCCCCUUCUCUCUCUCCCCCCUCUCUCUCUCUCUCUCUCUCUCCACCUCUCUCUCUCUCCUCCACCUCUCUCUCCUCUCUCUCUCUCCUCCACCUCUCUCUCUCUCCUCCACCUCUCUCUCUCUCCUCCACCUCUCUCUCUCUCCUCCACCUCUCUCUCUCGCUCUCUCUCUCUCUCUCUAUUUUCUCUCAAUGGAACUUCCCUCAUUUCCCGGCAGUGGUAUCAUUGGUGACCUUGUGCCAUCUCCUUAUUGAAGAGAAGUUUGGAUUACGCCAGCUUUUACAUGCCCUGGUUAGUAUGGUGGAAAAAAAGGGUCCUAUGAAGAGGGAGUAGAGCCAAGCUACUGGAAUGCCAAGACCAAUGGCUCCCUAAGCCAACGCCAGCAUGUGGAAUAGAUUGUUGUUAUCCGGGAUAGUUAUUCCUGUGUUGUCAGUGAUUGUGUGGGCUACUUAAAUGGUCAAUUUUCUCCUUGUUGCGUCAGUCACCUCCAGUAAGUUGUCACUCACCAUAGAGCUUGUGAAAUGCUCAACAAGACAACUUUUCAGACCUUUUGGUCAACGCACGAUUUCAGAGUCACAGGCUUAAGUUUAACGAAAAUAUAAGGACACUGCAACCUAUGUAGAAAGCGUUGGCCUCAAAUGUAUUUGGGGUAUUUCAGUCUAAUGAAGAUCUGUCCUAUUCAGCCACUUGAGAAACAGCUGCCAAGAUGACUCCUCUUCAGCGAUUCUAGUUGGGAUAGACCUUACAAUACUGUACAGCGGAGUUGCAACCUAAUGACUGACUGAAAUUGGGCAUGUUUUGAUGGCGUAAAGAGUUGAAAUAGCCUAUGCUUGACUGUUUUGACUAAUGUAGAUAGCAGGUUUAAUUGUAGUCCCCUGUGCCUUCCCUGUCGUUGUCUGUUCCAUAUGACUUUUCUGUCCUUUAUUUUUGACUUAUUGCUGGCAUAACUUGAAAUGUCAGAAAAUAAAUGGCAGUAGAUUAAGUGAAUAAGUGAAUGCUCUGUGGACAUAAAGAAACCAUUUAUUUCAAAUUCUAUAACCUUCAGUGAUAGUAGUCAAGUAGUACAUAAAAUGAAUUCACCGCAGGAAUACUUAGGAAGCCCCACUGUUCCAUUAUUCCUCCAUGCUUAUGUAAGCACACUGCUCUAAAGAUAGCUAAUAGACAUCCAGUGCUUUUUUUUUCUUGUACUCAUCCAUCAAAAUGAAUUAAACUUGGCAUGUCAAGUCUGUGCUGUGAAUUCCCAUGCUUUUCAGACUAGCCUAGUGACAUUGAGAGAUGGAGUUUUGUAAUUUCGUGCAGGUGGCAAUUAGAAGCUGUAGUUAGGAUGCAUGACUCGUCUACUCAGACACCUGUUUUCUUAAUUCACUUGGAUUUUUACAGUCAGACAGGCCUUGAUAGCUUUGCGAGACAGCAGAGGUAAUUACUUUAGCUUACCUCACUUUAAUUACAAUGGCUAGGGUAAAUCUCUUCCCAAGCAUUUUUUUUUUUUUUAAACAGAGAAAAAUCAUGGGCCCAGUUCAUUUGGAGUUAUGAAUAGGCCUAGUUGUCAUACAGAACUGAACACCACUCCAACUCCAACACUCAGGCUUGUUCAUAAGGCUUGAAUUCAACUUCUUUAGUCGUUUUAUUGGCAGGACAAGGGUCUUAGCAUGAUCUCUCUCUCUGUUUCAGACGUCACUCGCCACCAGGUUUGCGCAGGAGGCCUUUGGGAAACAGUACAAACAGACCAUUGGCCUGGAUUUCUUUCUGAAGAGAAUAACUCUGCCAGGUAAGACACCUUCAUCCUUUGGUUCUUUCUGAAGAGAAUAACUCUGCCAGGUAAGACACCUUCAUACUUUGGUUCUUUCUGAAGAGAAUAACUUUUCCAGGUAAGACACCUUCAUCCUUUGGUUCUUUCUGAAGAGAAUAACUCUGCCAGGUAAGACACCUUCAUACUUUGGUUCUUUCUGAAGAGAAUAACUUUUCCAGGUAAGAUGCCUUCAUCCUUUGGUUCUUUCUGAAGAGAAUAACUCUGCCAGGUAAGACGCCUUCAUCCUUUGGGAUUGCCGGCCUGCUCUGUACCACACCACAGAUACAGGCACACACACACACAAACGCAGGCACACAUGCACACACACACGUGCAUACUGUAGUCUACCUGUUGGAGCAGUGUUUCCCAAAUUCGGUCCUGGAGAUCCCAAGGGAUGCACGUUUUGGUUUUUACCCUAGCACUACACAGCUGAUUAAAAUGAUCAGAGCUUGAUGAUUAGUUGAUUAUUUGUAUCAGCUGUGUAGUGCUAGGACAAAAACCAAAACGUGCACCCCUUGGGGUCCUGAAGACCGAGUUUGGGAAACCCUGCGUUAAAGGCACGUUGAUGUAAGAUGCUGCAGUGUCUGACUUUAAAUCUAUUCAAUACUGCUUAUGAAACAUGCAUAUCUAAAAGUAUUUAGACGUUAUUAAAGUAGCCUACUUGGAAUUUAUUACAUUUCUUUUUACACAAGCUGUAUGUGAAUUUCUUGAUUAGUUUGCCAAUUUUAGUUUGUGCACAAUUUCUCUUUUCAUUUUUUUACACAAAGCAUUAGAAUGAAAAUGUCUAAAUUUAUUUUCAAAUUGUUUAAAAAUGUGUUGCAUUUUGUAUUUCCUUCCCCAGCGUUUUAUGGUAGAACCGAACUAUUUUGUUCCUCAGGUUAUCUCAGGACUUUCAAUGUGUCUUUCUUGGUAGCACCACAUUGUGGAGAGUCUGCCACUUCUCAGCCUUAUUCAUUCUGAAAGCUGUUCUCUCUAGGGCAAACACCAGGCUUUUUUCCCUCCAUGAAGCCAAUGGACAGCUUAUGUCCAGAGAGGCGAGCCUUACACAUAAUUCUGUGGGCACAGUACAGAGUAAAUACAUUUAGCAUUUUAUAUUCAUAUCCCGGGGUUCAACUGAUCUUUGUUCUGAACCACAUAAAACAUUCAUGUUCUUAUUUGUUUAUUUUCAAACCCACGGAAAUAAAGCCUCGCUCUGUAUCCUCUUAGAUGUGUAAAAUAAAUGUUUAUUGACUAAUGUUAUAUUUAGACUAAAGCCCUCCGUUUUCACUUCCUACCAUAUGGCAUGAGGAUUUUCAGCAUUUUAAAUUGCAUAUUUAAAACAGUGCCAAGAUAUAAAGCUGCAAAACUCUGCAAAGUAGCUCCAUUCUUUUAUGACUAAUAAAAUAAAAUGUAAGCAAGGGUGGAUUAAGUACUAAAAUAAAUAUAUGACAACUUGAAGCUAUUACAUUUAGUCCUAUAUUCAGUUUCAGUUGGUAAUAGUAGGAGAAAGCAAACCAUUAACGUUUUAGUAGAGAUAAUUAGGCAGACCUUGGUGAAAAUUGGGAAAGGAUUCAAUGAGAAAAUCACACAAAUAAUGCCAAUCUUAGUUCUUCUGAUUCUGGUAAAACUAGUUGAGAACCAUUACUGCAGCACAGCAAGACACGUAGAUAUAAUAAUAGUAGACGUUGGUUCAACACUAGAGUUGUUAAAUGGCACAUUUUCUGGGGGAUUGGGUUCUGUUGACCUGAUGAAGAGGAUGGCUGUGUCUGCCGUUUGGGUGGUCCUGAGCUUCGUUAGGACCCACGUCCGCCUUCGACUGGAUGUGUUGUGUGGCUCUCUGGGGUUGUAUGGGGCUCUAUGGGGCUCUCCAAGAUGGGGGGGAGAGUAUAGCCGGCGCUGGCCCCUCUCACCGUGAAGGCCCAGCUUGUCAAACUUAAUGUACAUUUUCCAACGCGUGGAGAGGUGAGGUGAGGCGAGGCCGAUUGGCACACAAACUCUUCUUUGUGUGCUUUUAACAAUACCUCUUCCAGAUGUUUCAUGUUUGGUCUGUGAAUUAAUACUUAUCAAAAUGGUAAUGUUUUGAUAGUGUAUUUAUUGGGUUCCACUGAACAUUGCUAAUAGCUAAUGAAGACUACUAAAAACACAAAAACAGCCACAAACUCACCACGUAAGCAGGGAAACUUUGGGUCUGUUGAGUAUUUUAAACAUAAAUAAAGUAUGUGUCCGAGUGCAGGGGAUGGGUGGGGAUAGCUCACAUACUGUAACACCAAGGGCAGUUAUUCAUUGCACUCUUCAAUGUAGCUUUACAUUGACACUGUAUAGUCUAGAUGUAGUCACUGUGAACACUCGUGCUUCCUUCCUCUGAGAAACAGGGACUUGUGUGGUGGGGGUCGGCUCGUCCAGCCGUGUCCACACUGUACGCUCGGCUCGGCUCGCCAUAAGCGCUCUAGGCCAAUGAAGGGCCCUCAUCACACCGACAAACUCCUCACUGUCUGGUCCUCCCUUCUCUUCUUUUCUCAACCACCCCUUUCAUUUUCCAGAGGAAGAAAAUAUUUAUUUGGAUUUGGUUUUGUACCCCGUCCCUCUCUCUCCCUCUCCCCACCUCCCUCCUAUAUAAAUUGGGACAGUAGUCUUCUUUUGCUUCUUAUUUUGUGUUUAAUUAUCUGUAUUUUUCUUAACACCACAUAUAUUUCUCCUCGACUUGGCAGAGUACGACACAAUGCAAACAGCUAUUCCCAGGCUAAUAAGUGCUCUUUUUUUUUUUUCUUCGUCCGGGGUAUUGAGAAUGUUUAAAUUACAGGGUAAGCAUACCUAUUCAUCCCCCUGAAUCUCUCCUCUGGAUAUUCUUGGAUGUGGAGUGUGUGUGACCUGCCAGAGGCGAGUGGUUAAAAAUGAAAGAUUAAUCUCUGAUUUAUUGUUUCCAAUAUGUACAUGAACAACGUCAACGUUUUAUUAUAGAAAUCCCUCUCCAGAAAUAUAGGCUCCGGUUACGGCUGACUCGUGAUUUCCCCAAGAUUAUGAGCUUUGUUAAAACAAACGCUUAUAAAGGGGACCAAAACAACCCAGACGGAAUGCUCACAAAUUACAGUACAAUUGAAUUUUGGCUUCUCUUGUCACAUUAUUUUCCAGUUGAUCGACUUACUUUCACUUUUUAGUCAGAAGUUGAUCAUGUCAAAAAUAAGCUAACAAGUCAAGCCAAAUGUUGAUAGUUUUGUAAUAUGUGUGCUUUCAUUGCAGCAGCGUUUGUUUGAAACAUUGAAGUCAGUGAAUAAUUUCUAAUGAUUUAAGUUUCUCCAUUUCUUCUUCCCUUAGGCAACUUGAAUGUUACCCUGCAAGUGUGGGAUAUUGGAGGUCAAACGAUUGGAGGGAAAAUGCUGGAUAAAUAUGUCUAUGGUGCUCAGGUACUGUAACAACCACACACACACACACACUCAAUAAACGCUGAGGUGGUCCGUCGUUCUUCACGAUAGAGCUCUGAACCUUUUAACUGUAUUUAACUCAUUUACAAUGUAGUAGUGUUUCCCUAUUAGGCUUGGGUAAUUAAUAAGCCUUUAUGAUAAUAUUAGUGCAACAGGACCCUGCACAGAUUGCAGCCAAGUUUUACUACUUAGCUGGUCAUAUGGACUACACAGUGUACAGCAUGAGGGGGAGUAAGAAAUACCUUUCUCCCUUUCCCCGCUCUAACUUCAUUAUUUAUUAACAAAAUAAGCAUAUUUACUAAUUAAUGUGAAUAGAGUGAGGUUUGUGUUGACACUGCAAUAACACGUGGGCGGGAGUGUUAUGUUUGUGCGUUUGCUUCACUCCGCUAAGCAACAUCCAUAAGUGGUUGUUGCUAUAUAGGCUACCAUUAUCUGUCACCCAAAGCCACUGUCUACGCUCUCAAAGCUGCACUUGUUUGAAGAGGUAUAGAUAUAGCUAUAGAUCCGGUCUAGCUGAAGAGCAUGGGGCCUGUAUGGGAUGUAGAGACUGAGACAACACUUGAUGCUGUUCUUGUGUGUACACUACCGUUCAAAAGUUUGGGGUCACUUAGAAAUGUCCUUGUUUUCCAUGAAAACAUAAAUUAAAUGAGUUUGAAUAGGAAAUAUAGAAAAAUGCAUAGGAAAUGUAGUCAUUGACAAGGUUAGAAAUAAUGAUUUUUAAAAGGAAUAGUAAUUGUGUCCUUCAAACUUUGCUUUUGUCAAAUAAUCCUCAAUUUGCAGCAAUUACAGCCUUGCAGACCUUUUGGCAGUCUAGUUGUCAAUUUGUUGAGGUAAUCUGAAGAGAUUUCACCCCAUGCUUCCUGAAGCACCUCCCACAGGUUGGAUUGGUUUGAUGGGCACUUCUUACGUACCAUACGGUCAAGCUGCUCCCACAACAGCUCAAUAGGGUUGAGAUCCGGUGACUGUGCUGGCCACUCCAUUAUAGACAGAAUACCAGUUGAAUGCUUCUUCCCUAAAUAGUUCUUGCAUAGUUUGGAGCUGUGCUUUGGGUCAUUGUCCUGUUGUAGGAGGAAAUUGACUCCAAUCAAGCGCCUUCCUUCUUCAAGAUCCCUUUUACCCUGUACAAAUCUCCCACUUUACCACCACCAAAGCAACCCCAGACCAUCCCAUUGCCUCCACCAUGCUUGACAGAUGGCAUCAAGCACUCCUCCAGCAUCUUUUCAUUUGGUCUGCAUCUCACAAAUGUUCUUCUUUGUGAUCCGAACACCUCAAACUUCGAUUGUUAUGUUCAUAACACUUUUUUCCAAUCUUCCUCUGUCCAGUGUCUGUGUUCUUUUGCUCAUCUUAAUAUUUUCUUUUUAUUGGCCAGUCUGAGAUAUGGCUUUUUCUUUGCAACUCUGCCUAGAAGGUCAGCAUCCCGGAGUCGCCUCUUCACUGUUGACGUUUAGACUGGUGUUUUGCGGGUACUAUUUAAUGAAGCUGCCAGUUGAGGACCUGUGAGGCAUCUGUUUCUCAAACUAGACACUAAUGUAUUUGUCCUCUUGCUCAGUUGUGCACCGGGGCCUCCCACUCCUCUUUCUAUUCUGGUUAGAGCCAGUUUGCGCUGUUAUGUGAAGGGAGUAGUACACAGUGUUGUACGAGAUCUUCAGUUUCUUGGCAAUUUCUCGCAUGGAAUAGCCUUUAUUUCUCAGAACAAGAAUAGACUGACAAGUUUCAGAAGAAAGUUAUUUGUUUCUGGCCAUUUUGAGCCUGUAAUCGAAGCCACAAUUGCUGAUGCUCCAGAUACUAAACUAGUCUCAAGAAGGCCAGUUAUUGCUUCUUUAAUCAGCACAACAGUUUUCAGCUGUGCUAACAUAAUUGCAAAUGGGUUUUCUAAUGAUCAAUUAGCCUUUUAAAAUGAUAAACUUGGAUUAGCAAACACAAUGUGCCAUUGGAACACAGGACUGAUGGUUGCUGAUAAUGGGCCUCUGUACGCGUAUGUACAGUGGGGAGAACAAGUAUUUGAUACACUGCCGAUUUUGCAGGUUUUCCUACUUACAAAGCAUGUAGAGGUCUGUAAUUUUUAUCAUAGGUACACUUCAACUGUGAGAGACGGAAUCUAAAACAAAAAUCCAGAAAAUCACAUUGUAUGAUUUUUAAGUAAUUAAUUUGCAUUUUAUUGCAUGACAUAAGUAUUUGAUCACCUACCAACCAGUAAGAAUUCCGGCUCUCACAGACCUGUUAGUUUUUCUUUAAGAAGCCCUCCUGUUCUCCACUCAUUACCUGUAUUAACUGCACCUGUUUGAACUCGUUACCUGUAUAAAAGACACCUGUCCACACACUCAAUCAAACAGACUCCAACCUCUCCACAAUGGCCAAGACCAGAGAGCUGUGUAAGGACAUCAGGGAAAAAAUUGUAGACCUGCACAAGGCUGGGAUGGGCUACAGAACAAUAGGCAAGCAGCUUGGUGAGAAGGCAACAACUGUUGGCGCAAUUAUUAGAAAAUGGAAGAAGUUCAAGAUGACGGUCAAUCACCCUCGGUCUGGGGCUCCAUGCAAGAUCUCACUUCGUGGGGCAUCAAUGAUCAUGAGGAAGGUGAGGGAUCAGCCCAGAACUACAUGGCAGGACCUGGUCAAUGACCUGAAGAGAGCUGGGACCACAGUCUCAAAGAAAACCAUUAGUAACACACUACGCCGUCAUGGAUUAAAAUCCUGCAGCGCACGCAAGGUCCUCCUGCUCAAGCCAGCGCAUGUCCAGGCCCGCCUGAAGUUUGCCAAUGACCAUCUGGAUGAUCCAGAGGAGGAAUGGGAGAAGGUCAUGUGGUCUGAUGAGACACAAAUAUAGUUUUUUGGUCUAAACUCCACUCGCCGUGUUUGGAGGAAGAAGAAGGAUGAGUACAACCCCAAGAACACCAUCCCAACCGUGAAGCAUGGAGGUGGAAACAUCAUUCUUUGGGGAUGCUUUUCUGCAAAGGGGACAGGACGACUGCACCGUAUUGAGGGGAGGAUGGAUGGGGCCAUGUAUCGCGAGAUCUUGGCCAACAACCUCCUUCCCUCAGUAAGAGCAUUGAAGAUGGGUCGUGGCUGGGUCUUCCAGCAUGACAACGACCCGAAACACACAGCCAGGGCAACUAAGGAGUGGCUCCGUAAGAAGCAUCUCAAGGUCCUGGAGUGGCCUAGCCAGUCUCCAGACCUGAACCCAAUAGAAAAUCUUUGGAGGGAGCUGAAAGUUCGUAUUGCCCAGCGACAGCCCCGAAACCUGAAGGAUCUGGAGAAGGUCUGUAUGGAGGAGUGGGCCAAAAUCCCUGCUGCAGUGUGUGCAAACCUGGUCAAGACUUACAGGAAACGUAUGAUCUCUGUAAUUGCAAACAAAGGUUUCUGUACCAAAUAUUAAGUUCUGCUUUUCUGAUGUAUCAAAUACUUAUGUCAUGCAAUAAAAUGCAAAUUAAUUACUUAAAAAUCAUACAAUGUGAUUUUCUGUUUUAGAUUCCGUCUCUCACAGUUGAAGUGUACCUAUGAUAAAAAUUACAGACCUCUACAUGCUUUGUAAGUAGGAAAACUUGCAUAAUCGGCAGUGUAUCAAAUACUUGUUCUCCCCACUAUAGAUAUUCCAUUAACAAUCAGCCGUUUCCAGAUACAAUAGCCAUUUACAACCACAAUGUCUACACUGUAUUUCUGAUCAAUUUGAUGUUAUUUUAAUGGACAAAAAAUUGCUUUUAUUUUGAAAACAAGGACAUUUCUAAGUGACCCCAAACCUUUGAACGGUAGUGUAGGUCGGUUCUGUCGGUCUCUGUACUGUAAUACCACCUCAGCCGCCCUGCCCCGCACACUCACACCCAACAACAACGUGUCGUCCAUCAAUGCCACAUUGGAAUACUUUGCUCUGCGGGUUUCUCACCAGCGCUUUAUGGGGCUUUCACAACCAUUGUUCGACGAGCCACGGGCGACAAUCAAUCAUAGUCAUUGGUAGCGACGUGCUGCAAUUGUAACUGACACAAACUGUCGUCACCGGCCUUGUGUUGUGACAUUGCUGCAGUUCUGUUUCAUGAUGAUGCAAUCAAAGGCGAGACAUUAUUUAUUUUGGUCCCUUUUCAUAUUCUAUAGUCUUUUGGAAUGGUGAAGAGCUAACUGACACAGUUUUGGCACUUGAGGCUUUUGUUUUUAACAUGGAAGUGUUUCAUCUUUGUUUACAUAUAAGCUAGUACAGACGCCAGCUUUAACGGUCUGGUUACUCGGACGGACACCUUUUGUGCUUUGCUAUAGGACUGCUUCCGUUCUUGUACUUACGCUGACAAUACUUCCACAAAGUAUUUCGACGAAGGGAGGAGGAUGAGACCUCAUUCAUAAACACCCGUAUACUACCCUCUUUUAUUUGUAAGCACAGACAACAGAGCCAAUUUUGUUGCCAGAGAACCUAACCUAACCCCUAUCCUACCUUCCUAUGCUUGUUUGACUGGGUGGACAAAACUCUGCGGUCCCCCUCGCCUCGAUGUCCACAGACAGACAGAUUAGAGUGUAGGCGUAGUGGUGGGCUGUAUGUUCUUAGCAUGUCUCUCUGCAUCUGUAACAGCGAUAUAGAUCUUUUAAUGCCAUGACUGGCUUAGAGAGAGCCGAGGAGGUGCUAACUCCGUGUGUGUGUGUGUGUGUGUUUUGAGACGGAGGGGGGGUAAGAAGAAGGGUAACUGUCUUUUCUCAGACACUAGUGCCACCUGCUGUUCACACUCAAACCUCUCUGGCAUGUUUGUUCUCAUCUUAUGUCAAAUUUAAUUCGUUUUGGAAUGUUGUGAUUACAUCAUUUUAGAUUUUCCAUGGUAUUGUUUUUCAGGGUGUUCUUCUAGUGUACGACAUUACAAACUACCAGAGCUUUAAGAAUCUGGAGGACUGGUACGGCAUGGUCAAGAAGGCCAACGAAGAGUCUGACGUCCAGCCUGUG
Messenger RNA from Coregonus sp. 'balchen', 17016 nucleotides. The record is from the annotation of a GenBank genome assembly. NCBI's taxonomy places the organism in Eukaryota, Metazoa, Chordata, Actinopteri, Salmoniformes, Salmonidae.